This is a messenger RNA of Xyrauchen texanus (razorback sucker), 1013 nucleotides long. RefSeq names its product 14-3-3 protein gamma-1-like. The coding region runs from base 148 to 891 and encodes 247 amino acids. Lineage: Eukaryota; Metazoa; Chordata; Actinopteri; Cypriniformes; Catostomidae. Gene Ontology annotation, cellular component: cytoplasm. Gene Ontology annotation, molecular function: protein kinase C binding. The record is from RefSeq and is a predicted model, not a curated record. The transcript is spliced from 2 exons. Gene Ontology annotation, biological process: signal transduction.
GCAAGGGUGGCCCGUCGGCACGAGUGCAGACAGCGAGGAACAGCUGCAGAGAAGCUCUCCAUCAUUGAAUUACACCGCAUAGCUCAUCCAAUAUUACUAUUUCCCCCGAAAAAGCAAAUUAUAUCGUACAAAACAUAACCAUCCAACAUGGUUGACCGCGAGCAGCUGGUUCAAAAAGCCAGGCUGGCUGAGCAGGCAGAGAGGUAUGACGAUAUGGCAGCAUCCAUGAAAUCGGUAACUGAGCUGAAUGAGGCCUUGUCGAAUGAAGAGAGGAAUCUCUUGUCCGUUGCCUAUAAGAAUGUCGUAGGCGCACGCCGUUCAUCUUGGAGAGUCAUUUCCAGCAUUGAGCAGAAGACCUCCGCAGAUGGCAAUGAGAAGAAGAUUGAGAUGGUGAGGGCCUAUCGUGAGAAGAUUGAGAAAGAGCUUGAGGCGGUGUGCCAGGAUGUUCUCAACUUGUUGGAUAACUUCCUCAUCAAGAAUUGCAAUGACACCCAGCAUGAGAGCAAGGUCUUCUACCUGAAGAUGAAAGGAGAUUACUACCGCUACUUGGCUGAGGUGGCCACCGGUGAGAAAAAGUCCACUGUGGUGGAAUCCUCAGAAAAGUCCUACAACGAGGCUCAUGAGAUCAGCAAAGAGCACAUGCAGCCCACCCAUCCCAUCCGACUGGGAUUGGCUCUCAACUACUCUGUGUUCUACUAUGAGAUCCAGAACGCUCCAGAACAAGCCUGUCAUCUGGCCAAAACCGCCUUUGAUGACGCCAUCGCCGAGCUCGACACGCUUAAUGAGGACUCCUACAAAGACUCAACCCUCAUUAUGCAGCUCCUCCGAGACAACUUAACACUGUGGACGAGUGACCAGCAAGACGAUGAGGGUGGGGAGGGCAACAAUUAAAAGUAGACCUCUCUAUCUAGAAACAUAAAAAUGGCUGGUGGACUUUGGCAGCAGCUUUUGCCAUGGUUUCCUCUGCAGCAGCAGUUCUUUAUUUUUCCACAAGUUAAAAGAAAAAAUAACAA